This is a messenger RNA of Durotheca rogersii, 2486 nucleotides long. RefSeq lists its product as uncharacterized. The record is from RefSeq and is a predicted model, not a curated record. The coding region runs from base 475 to 2175 and encodes 566 amino acids. The transcript is spliced from 2 exons. Lineage: Eukaryota; Fungi; Ascomycota; Sordariomycetes; Xylariales; Xylariaceae.
GUGCGUGUGUGUACAUGUUACGCGCAUACGUCAACAUGUAUUACCUGCCUCCCUUAGGAGGUGCCCCGAGUUGCGGCCCGGGGCCUACGUGGCGGCGCGAGGACCACGUAGCUGGAGAGGUACCUGGAGGGGUUGUAGGUGCAUUUUAGCAGGGCACCCUCCUAGCGACCAGCCAGGAAUGUUGGCAUGCACCGUAACCCAUCGUCAGGCCGGGCUUCUCGCCCAGCGAUGCGAGCCAGCCCAGGUCCGCGAUUUGCAUAUGCGCUCCCGCCUUCUGCUCACUCGUCGGCAUAGGAGCCUCCUCUUGCGCGGCUACGCCCGCCACCGAAAAUCUCGAAAAGGUUCUGCUCAACCUUCUCCAUCUUCACCAACUGCCCGUCCCCAGAGAACCCACACCAAGACCAUCAUGGCGCCCGUGCCAUCCCAGCCCUUCGUGAGGUACGCAUCUCUGAACCAAGAUGUGAUCGAUCUUCGAUGCGUCACCCUCCUCGACAUAUAAUACAUGUACGACAUGCAGGCGGUGUUGUUGACCGGGUGCCCAGAUACUCUCCCUUAGCUACGGUUGGCGCCCACCUGUCGCUCAUCGUCUACUUGACGUAUACCGUGGCCGCCGCUCUGCAUACGUCCUACCAGUCUCUGGGCCCGGCUCACGACACGCGGUCGCGGCUCGCACGGCGCAAGAAGCUGGUGCCGGCGUUUGUCGCGCUCGCAUCUGCCGCCUUGUGCUGGGCCACUUAUACAUCCGUCGCCGCCGCUGCCCUGUCGUACCAGACCUGGGCCAGCGAGCACGGCCACGGCCAUCUAGAACGCUCAACCCCCGGCGGGGACCAAGCUUCGGGCCCCAGCAGCUCGGACGGUCCAGCUUUCGCCCAUGUCGCUCGGUGGUUGAGCGACACGCCCUUCUAUUACGAUGCCCUCGAGAUCGUCGUCGAGAAGGCUCGCCGCUUCUGGUGGAGCCAGCAGAUCGACCUCGCCACGGUGGCAUUCAGCGUGUUGCUGUCAGUCGAAGGGCGGCGGCGGGGCAUUCCGUCAACUCCGGCCUUUCUCGCAUUAGCCCACCUCGUCAACCUGUCCUAUGCCCAGAACCUGUUCUAUCUUGCUCUCACCCUAACCCCGUCGCCACUUCCGACAGGGGUCGAGCAUCUCCCGUCGAAGGUCGGGCCUCCCGCUUCGUCACGAUUGAUUCAGAUUCGCCGCAAGCUCCUCCCCCCGAAGCCCAGGAACUGGCACCCGCACCCUUUGCUAACUCUCGGCGCCUUGGCUCUGAGCUUUGGGUCGAUUUUCCUGCUCCCCUACGCCGCCGACACGCGCUCGUUCGCGAACGUUGUGCUAUUCGCCCGAGUUUCGACCUUCUUACCUCUUGUCCUACCCGAAAUCGUGCCAGCGACUUGGGGCGCCGUGCAAUCGCAUCCCCACGACGCACACGGCUCGCUCACAACCAUAUUCCAAAUCGUUUCCGCGACCUCCUUCGUAUUACACGCUAAAGCUGCCAUUGUGGGGCUAAUCUACAAUAUUCCCGAUUCAUACCGCCAUCGCCAUAGUGCCCUCGUCGCUUGGGAUGCCGAGGAGCGGGCCGCGUGGGAACGCGGUACUACGGCGCUGGGAAAGGUUCUCGGCUCUAUAUCCGACCAUCCCGUGGUCAAGGCCGUGGGCGGAGACGUAUUGCUCUGCACGCUCAGCUUAGGCGUGUGGGCAGCGGUUCGCGCCGCCGAUGUUAAAGACAUCAUCAAGUCGACGGUCCCCGUCUAUACGCUUGGCCGCGAGACCAAGCAGGUGGCGGAGGAUGAGGCGCCCAACGCCUCUUUCAAAGCCGGCUCCGAAUCUGCCGAGGACGCCGCGUCGGAGCAUUCGGUGACGCCGAGACGCCGGGGGAGAAGGCUCACUAAGUCGCAAAUAGGGAGCGCUGCCAGCUCGAGAAGGCCUAGCAGGGUGCCCAGCGAGGUGUCCGGGACGCCGGGGAGAAAGCGAGGCCGGCCCAGGAAGUCGCUGCAGUUUGAAGAAGAGCUAGCGUACGAACGUCUCUCGUCGCAGCUCCGAGGGCUGGCCGAAGGGGACACGCUGCCGGCGAAGGAGCUGGACUGGGAAUCCGCGGCCCUAGCCUGGGGCCUAGCCGCGUUUGCCGGGCUGGGCUCCGCGUCGGCUGGCGUCUUUGGGGCGGAGUGUGUCGCGAGAUGAAGAAUCCGAUAUGGUGAAUGAUAAGCUUACGACGUUGAUGAGGAACUUGUGGCGAAAGGUGGGACCCGGGGAAGGAAUAUCAAGGAUAGGGUACGCUGGGCAGGCUUGAGGGCCUAAGGCAAGUUUAUGUUGGGCGUGGAAAAUUGAACAACAGCUUCUCCAGGUAUUAAUUUGGAAGUCUCAAAUAAAUCAAGUACGCUCGCUGCGUUUCUUAGUAUAGUUAGGUAUGCAUUCGGCCUGGAUGUAUCCCGGGCUGCCGUGCCGCAGACUACCCCUUUCUGCAACGACGUUGUUCCUAUUCGCCGUGGCCA